Messenger RNA from Nymphaea colorata (pocket water lily), 1298 nucleotides. RefSeq names its product protein MIZU-KUSSEI 1-like. Gene Ontology annotation, biological process: hydrotropism. Bases 523 to 1128 code for a protein of 201 amino acids. The record is from RefSeq and is a predicted model, not a curated record. The transcript is spliced from 2 exons. NCBI's taxonomy places the organism in Eukaryota, Viridiplantae, Streptophyta, Magnoliopsida, Nymphaeales, Nymphaeaceae.
GACAGUGAAACAUCUCUAUAUCUUCCUUCUCUCUCUUCCUGAGGCAUAAAUUUCAGACCGUCUGCAGCCAGCCUGUACGAAUUGAUCUCUCUUUCCUCGUCUGCGCUCUUCCCCUUCUUCACAAGAUACACAACAUAUAGCACAAGGAGGAGGACGUUGAGUAAUCUUCUGCGCUCUCUCUCCCUCUUUGUUUCUUUCUUUGAAUCCCAAAAACCCUCUGCGCAGAGCUCAGAGGAGAUUCCCAACGGACUCUGUCUCUCUAAAAAAGUCUUUGGUCCUUUCUCUCUCCCCCUGCCUCUGAAUCUGUUCAGAAAUUUGCUUCUUUCUUGAGGAAUCUUUUCUCUGUCUCUCCCGCUCGCGCGCUCUUACAGAGAUGCCGCCGACGCUCUGCGGCCGCUCGAGCAUUAGCACCGUUACCACAGCGACGGAGGACUCGUCGCAGACCCUUGUUCCCCACACCCCCUCCAAGAAACCGCCGCCCCCCAGCUCCAUCUCCCACCUCCUCCGGUUCUCUCUAAUCCAAUGCUGCUCCACCACCACGACCACCGCCGCCACCGCUCCCGCACCCGCCGCCCCACCACCACGGGCUCCUCCUCCGACGCCACGGCCGACGACCGCCCCUCCAUCUCCGGCACCACCGUCACCGGCACUUUCUACGGCCACCGCCGGGGCCACGUCAGCCUCUGCCUCCAGCAGGACCGACUCGCCACCACCCCUCCCCUCCUCCUCGACCUCGCCAUCCCCACGAAGCUCCUCGCCAAGGAGAUGCACUCCGGGAUCGUGCGGAUUGCACUGGAGACGGACCGGCGCCGGGACGGACCCCAGUCCGAGUCCGGCGCCGACCCGCCUCUUCACUCCGUACCGGUCUGGACCACGUUCUGCAACGGCCGACGGCUCGGCUACGCCGUGAAAAGGAGGGUAUCCGAGAAGGACCGUCUCAUCCUCAAGACCGUACAGUCGACGUCCGUAGGCGCCGGCGUCAUCCCGUCGGAGGACGGCGAAGUCAUGUACAUGCGAGCCGGGUUCCGCCGAGUCGUCGGCUCCGCUGAUUCCGAGUCGUACCACCUCAUCAACCCGGACGGCACCGGCGGGCAAGAGCUCAGCGUCUUUUUGCUGAGGACCGGGUGAGGAUUUUCACCGAAAACGCAAGGGCAUAUCCGUCAAGCAAAUUCUUGGUGGCUUUUCUCUUCUUUUUUUUUUUUUGGUAGUCACUUUGAUUGUGUUUCUUGUCAUUUUCUUGUUCUCUGUUACUCUUUCUCGUGUUGAUAAAUUCGCACCGCUUUUUCGCCCUUGUUCUA